CAAACCAUUAUGAAAUAAUUUCAUUUUGUUCGUUACUACAGUGGCCUAUUAUUGUGGUUUACAAGUUUGUACAAUGUCUGCAGCUCGCACUGUUGUUAUACUAUGCCUUUGCCAAAUAUUGUUCAUCAAAGUGUUGCGGACCAACGGUUUCAAAUUCAAAGACAAAGUGACGUACGACGUAUCAAAGUACUUCUACGACACAAACUACGAAUGCUACAACCUUCAUAUAGACAAAGAUCGUUUCCACAUAAUGAGGUGUAAAAUAAAUUACAUGAAACCCGUUGUCUCGCCUAGCUGCAUCUUUUGUCCAAUGGGUUGUGCAUUUUGCGCUAGUCCUAUGGAACAUUACACUUAUGGAAGCUUCUCAACAAAAUUGUGGGGUGCAAAAGGUGAGGUGUACAAAUGCCACUUUCAUAGUUUGCACGCGAUUGAACCAAGAAAAAUCAGAGCAAGAAAAGGAAUUACUGAAUCAGCCGACAUUAAAUGUGUCAUUAAAGACCACUGCAAGAGUUCGCCGUGCCAAAACCUGGGGACAUGUGUCAAGACGUAUUAUUCAUACACCUGCUUUUGUACGAAGGAAUACUACGGGAAGAAUUGCGAAAAGAAAGCUGGUAAUUUGGCAGGUAAACUCACUUACGGUGUCCAGUUGUGGUUUCCUCUGGAGGUGAUAGCGGGUCAAAUAUUUCCUUUCUUCAUCACUGUCGCUCAUGAAGGGGAAAAUCAAAUUAUCGAACUUACCACACCAUCAAAAUUAUUGAUCAGACUAAGACCGAGCGACAAAAUCCAAAACUUUGAUACAAAAUGUUCAGGUGGUAAAUGCAGGUGUGAUACCAAAGGAAAUUGCAAAACAGCUUACAAAGGAAUUUUGAUAUCCGACCUCUAUUAUUUGAAAGAGAAUUUUUUCCACUUGCCAAUGCUGUUUUUAAAUUUACAUACACUAGCAAUUGUGACCAAUGUUACCAUAAAGGUGUACAAUGAGAAAUUGAAUCUUACUGAACCAGUUUAUCAAGAAACAAUAAACUCUCUUGCCAAGUUGAGGUUACAAGACGUGUACUUUUACGACGAAGUCCAACCAAAUUGUGCCUGUCAAGUUAUUUCAGCGUCAGGGUCCAUAGAGUCUAGACCUAGUAUUUGCUACAAUGGCUACAUCAUCUGCGAAUGCUAG
Molecule: messenger RNA, 1165 nt
Organism: Macrosteles quadrilineatus (aster leafhopper)
Lineage: Eukaryota; Metazoa; Arthropoda; Insecta; Hemiptera; Cicadellidae
Exons: 4
Coding region: 74-1165 (363 amino acids)
Source: RefSeq, a predicted model, not a curated record